This is a messenger RNA of Drosophila biarmipes, 2623 nucleotides long. RefSeq lists its product as uncharacterized. Gene Ontology annotation, cellular component: plasma membrane; cytoplasm; actin cytoskeleton. Gene Ontology annotation, molecular function: actin filament binding. Lineage: Eukaryota; Metazoa; Arthropoda; Insecta; Diptera; Drosophilidae. Bases 34 to 2064 code for a protein of 676 amino acids. Gene Ontology annotation, biological process: actin cytoskeleton organization; actin filament bundle assembly. The record is from RefSeq and is a predicted model, not a curated record. The transcript has 14 exons.
UUAACAACUGAGUAUCUUAAACGAAACACCAUAAUGGACCAAAUGGACGAAAAAAAAGGAAUGAGCACUUUAAACUCUGAUAUUUCAAAGGGGCCUUCUGGAAAUGGUAUACCCUCGAAAAGAUGCAAAUCGAAAAGAUCAAAAACGUAUGAAUAUGAUACACAGAAUAUAAACAUGAAAAAAAGUUUUAUCAAAUUUGACGACCUUCAAAAACGUAAUUUAAUCCAUGUACGUUCAAGAGAUUCUAAAAAAGCUCAAGAAAUUUUUCGAUCUACAAUUGCUGAACAGCUUGACAACUGCCGUCAAUGCAAAAAACCGGUAUACAAAAUGGAGGAAGUCAUUCUUCAAUUAAAAAGUGAAACGACUAUUUUUCACAAAACGUGCUUACGUUGCAAGGACUGCAGAAAACAACUAAAACCUGAAAGCUAUAACGUUCAUGAUGGAAACCUAUACUGUUCUAUGCACUUUAAAUCAAUAUUUGCACCGAAGAUAGUUUGUGAAGAAUUUACACCACUAAAGCCAGAGCUUAUAAUACGAGAGAAUCAACCAAUAGAAUUACCACCGGAUGUCGCAAGAGCUUCCGAUAAGCCAAGUCUUGGACUUGACGAACUUCAACAGCUAAAUGUGCGCUCAAAAUUCAACGUUUUCGAAAAUGGUUGUAAAGAAAAAAUCGAUUACCUACAAGAACGGCAAGAUUCUGCACUUACUCAUAGCAAGUCAAUAGGGUCCACGAUAACCAAACUUCAUAAGCUCGGAAUAACUAAUUCAAAAUUUGAUGAACUAGAUAAUAUUGAAAAGACCAUUGAUAAGAUAAAUUCGAGUACCGACGAGGAAAGCGAAAUGGUUUUUUUGUGCUCCAGAAAGAAUAUUGAAAGGGAAAGGCCAGUGGGCUUGGGAGAAGCAAUGAAUGAUAUUAGAUCAAAGUUCGAGCAAGGUGAAGUGAUGACAAAAGAAGAACGUCGCGAAGAAAGGAAACAGGAAAUACAGAGCAUACGUUCUCGACUAUUUUUGGGCAAACAAGCAAAAAUAAAAGAAAUGUAUCAAUUAGCUGUGGCUGAAUCAGAACAUGGCGUUACAUCGGCGGGUAAGACCCCCGAUAUUAAUGUCAUAAAUGCCACUCAUCUUAUAAAGGAUCGAUUUGAGAAUGGUGAGGUUUUUAACGAUAAUAAAGUUCAAUUAAAGGAAGCAAUUCAAGCGGAUGCGGAUGUGUUUGAAUCUGGAAUAGGCAAAGCAUCGCGAAGUAUCUUCAUGGAGCUAGAUGCAAAUUUAAGUUCAAACUUAAAUAACAGUCGUACCCAAAAUAACCGUCCCGAUAAAAAGAUUGUGAGAUGUAAUCAAUUGUUGAAAGAGAGUACCGGUGCUGACAUUAUCAAAUGCGACUCAAAACCAGAAGAAGUUAAAGUCGCCACUGAAGAGUUAACAGAAAGAUUUAAAUUCUUUGAAAAAUAUGCCCCUGUCGAAAAUAAAAAAAAGAAAUUUCGCAUGACUCCGCCACGUGACGGUGUUGUGAAGAUGCCGUCUCCUGAUUUCGACACAGAGGGUUCAAUUCAAACGCCCUUAUUCAAUGAUAACGUUUUACAAAAAACCAAAACAACGUCAACAAUAUUAAGCAAGUUUCGCGAAAUGGAAGAGCAACAAAUGAAUGAGAAAAACAAGGAACGAAGCCCAAAACCAUUAAAGUGUUUUACUCCGCCACCAGAAACUGUCGACCAUUUCAAUAGAUCAGAUACUGAGGAAGAAAAUGAUAGUGAAAGCGAUCAGAACACUGAUGACGACGAAAAAAGUUUUGCGAAUGUGCUUAACGGUUGCAACGAAGAUCAAGGGCUUUACGAGGCCCAGAAUGCAGCUCGUGCUAAACAGUUGCGGGCGAAGUUUGAAAAGUGGCAGAUUAACGAAAUAGAGCGCGAACUCAACGAAGGAAGUGGAGACACACAAUCAUCACAGCUUAUUUCAAAUGAGUCCAUUGAAAGUGCAAGAAAAAUUCGGGAACGCUUUGAAAAUAUGAAUAUUUCUGACUCUCAACUGGCGAACGCACCAAGAAGUCUAAUCAAACGUUUUGUUUAACGCAAUGAACGCCUGAUGGUCUAGAACGACGAAGUAUCAUAAUUAUUGCGAAUUAACCAUAAAUCACGUAAUAAGAGGAUCCCCAGAAGCUUCGAAAUAAUAUCAAUUCGGGAACGCUUUGAAAAUAUGAAUAUUUCUGACUCUCAACUGGCGAACGCACCAAGAAGUCUAAUCAAACGUUUUGUUUAACGCAAUGAACGCCUGAUGGUCUAGAACGACGAAGUAUCAUAAUUAUUGCGAAUUAACCAUAAAUCACGUAAUAAGAGGAUCCCCAGAAGCUUCGAAAUAAUAUCAAUUCGGGAACGCUUUGAAAAUAUGAAUAUUUCUGACUCUCAACUGGCGAACGCACCAAGAAGUCUAAUCAAACGUUUUGUUUAACGCAAUGAACGCCUGAUGGUCUAGAACGACGAAGUAUCAUAAUUAUUGCGAAUUAACCAUAAAUUACGUAAUAAGAGGAUCCCCAGAAGCUUCGAAAUAAUAUCGUAUAUUUUAUAUGUCUUAUAUAAAUACAUUUUUGACAUUUUGAAUGUGGCAAAUACAAUAUGAUUUUAAUACUUUA